Acaulospora morrowiae is the source of this 1407-nucleotide messenger RNA. The record is from the annotation of a GenBank genome assembly. NCBI's taxonomy places the organism in Eukaryota, Fungi, Glomeromycota, Glomeromycetes, Diversisporales, Acaulosporaceae.
AUGUCUGUAGAUGCUGCGAGUUUGCUUAGUCGCGCUCAUUCCGCAAGUGGCUUCCAUGGUACCAGUAGUGUUCUUUCGCGUCGCCCCUCGAUUUAUGGGACAGGAGAAGACAGGAUUGUCCUUGACAUUGGAAGUUUAUACAUAAAGGCUGGAUUUAGUGGAGAGUCCAGGCCAAGGCAUAUUGUGCCUGUGUAUGCUGGCAACAUGAAGACACACUGGGAUCCCGAUUUCAACGGAAGCGGUGGAGUAGUAAAAGCAUGCGGUGAAAGUUGUAGGGUUACUGGCGAGUUUGCUGAAUUGUUUGACCUAGAAAUUGGAAAAUAUCCCGAUGGUUUGGAUGCUUUAUACGAUCGAUUGGCACACUAUCUUAGGGAAAUUUAUUUCAGGUGCAUAACUAAACAUUCAAAAUAUCUUCUAACAGAUCCAAAACAACGCAAGGUUGUGUUAUGUGAAUCGCCGAUGAUGCCUUUGACAUUGAAGCAGUUGAUUGCCAAAGUUUUGUUCGAGAACCUCCAGGUGCCAUCAAUUUCCUUCGCGCCAUCUCAUAUGUUGGCAUUAUUAACGACUGGUUGUACAACUGGUUUGGUGAUUGAUGUUGGAAAUUUGGAGACCACCGUGUUGCCGACCUUUUCGGCUCGCCCUUUGACCCCCUUUAUCCGUACUACUCCUUUAGCCGGCCGAGCAUUGACCCAAAGGCUCAAGGAUCUGAUUACAACGUACGGAAAUAUGAUUAUACCUCCCUCGACAAAUCAGGUGCCCGUUCAUGCAAAGUAUUUAACACCCUCUGUGUUAGAAGAUAUUAAAGCGCGAUUCAUUUUCGUGAGCCCUAUAAUGGUCUCUGCCGCUUCAAUUGGAAUUGCAGAAAAAACUUCGGUGGAUGACAUGGAAGAAAAAUAUUUGUCAGUCAGUGCUGCAACGGAUGUUCACUAUCCUAUUACCAUAAGCAAAGUCGGAAGAGAACGUCAAAUGGGAACCCUAAUCAUACCUGGUUGGAUCAGAGAACGUUGUGCAGAGGUACUUUUCGAAGGAGAUGAAGAUGAGUCUAGUGUGGUCGGUUGUGCGCUGGAGUGCUUGUUAAAGAUGCCUAUACAUCUUCGUCAACCUCUCACAUCAGCGAUCCUUCUUAUAGGGGGUACCACAUUGCUUCCGAAUUUCCAAUCGAGGUUUGCACAAGAACUUUUACGAGCAUUAAACACAGAUAGGAGGUUCUCGUCUUUGAGUGGUCUUGCAAGUCACAUCGACUUCUUGGAAGAAAAGGGAAGCGGUAAAAUGUUUGUGGCGAAUUGCAGAGCUUGGGUUGGAGGAUCGCUUAUUGGAUCACUUAAAUCUACUGUUGUCGAAAUAUCCAGAGAGAAGUACACUGGACAAGUACCCGACUGGACGACUUCAAACUUGACAACAACCUGA